Messenger RNA from Hypoxylon fragiforme, 489 nucleotides. RefSeq lists its product as uncharacterized. The transcript is spliced from 2 exons. The record is from RefSeq and is a predicted model, not a curated record. NCBI's taxonomy places the organism in Eukaryota, Fungi, Ascomycota, Sordariomycetes, Xylariales, Hypoxylaceae. Bases 33 to 293 code for a protein of 86 amino acids.
GUAAUUACCUACAUAAGCGUUAUCUUAGCGCCAUGUUAGCGUUUCUUCUAGUACUUUCUUGUUUAUCUUAUUUAUCAAGCAAACUGGCGGAGCUGCAGAGUUCCAAAGGUGAAACGUUCGUCAUUGAAACCGGUUACCCGAAGGGGGGGUGUUUCUAUUUGUUGCAUGUUGUUGCAUAUGUUUCUUACUUCUUACAUACUUUUACUACUAGUACAUACCCUCUACCGUACUUCUUACUCCCAUUUCGAACACGAGAGCCUCGAAUCCAAUUCCCACCUUUUGUUAGAUCUUGAUUUUCAUCUUUAGGGCUACUACUUUGCUCAUCCAUGGAUGUGAUGUUCAUCUAUGAAUAUCAUUAACCUAUCUAGUAUUUACCUAUUCUAUCCCCUAAUUGCCUAAUCACAAUCAAGAAUCCUGCCUCGUCUCCUAAGCGUCCCCCAACCUUUCCCUGCAAGAAAUCCAGUCCUAGAUUCGCACGAUGUCGUUAAC